GGUUUAGUCUGACACUAGUCUAUGUCCGUUGAGUUUUUGCUCUUUUCUGUUUACUGUCAAGUGAAGAUUGCUGUGUUUUCACCAUGGGUCGUGUCAGGACUAAGACCGUCAAGAAGGCAGCGAAAAUUAUUAUUGAAAAAUACUACACAAGAUUAACUCUUGAUUUUGACACAAACAAGAGGAUAUGCGAAGAAAUUGCUAUUAUUCCAACUAAGCCUCUUCGUAAUAAAAUUGCCGGAUUUGCUACUCACUUGAUGAGACGUCUGAGGCACUCACAAGUACGUGGUAUUUCUAUCAAACUGCAAGAAGAGGAGCGUGAGAGACGUGAUAACUAUGUUCCAGAAGUUUCUGCACUUGAACAUGACAUCAUUGAGGUUGACCCAGACACCAAGGACAUGUUGAAGAUGCUGGACUUUAACAACAUUAAUGGUCUUCAGUUGACCCAGCCUGCUACUCAAGGAGGCUAUGGUGGCAGACGUAAUUAAGGAGAAUAAAAUAUAAUAUUAAAAUU
Papilio machaon (common yellow swallowtail) is the source of this 511-nucleotide messenger RNA. RefSeq names its product 40S ribosomal protein S17 (gene RpS17). Gene Ontology annotation, molecular function: structural constituent of ribosome. Gene Ontology annotation, cellular component: ribosome. The transcript is spliced from 3 exons. Gene Ontology annotation, biological process: translation. The record is from RefSeq and is a predicted model, not a curated record. Bases 84 to 485 code for a protein of 133 amino acids. Lineage: Eukaryota; Metazoa; Arthropoda; Insecta; Lepidoptera; Papilionidae.